Molecule: messenger RNA, 699 nt
Organism: Parathielavia appendiculata
Lineage: Eukaryota; Fungi; Ascomycota; Sordariomycetes; Sordariales; Chaetomiaceae
Exons: 1
Coding region: 1-699 (232 amino acids)
Source: RefSeq, a predicted model, not a curated record
AUGGACCCGUCAACUCCCGAAUUCCGGCCGCGCGUGUGCUCAACCGAUUCUCAGCAGACGCCCAUGAGCGACGCCAAAUGGCGGACGACGUGUCGCACCUGCGGAGCCAAUUUCAAGUCGCGUAACCAGCUCAUGAGACACCUUUACAAAACCCACCCCCUGAAGCCCGGCAAGCUAAACGCGACUUCGCGAGAAGUACCGAAUUUCUCACUCCGGCCACAGUCAGCAGAGAAGCUCACCUCACCAAUAUUGAGGGCGACCGUCCCCAGAUCGGAGCAGUCACAGAUCCACCCUUUUAUUUUACUCCCUGAGGAUCAGAAGCUUGUGUUUGUCGCACGCGUCCUCUUUGCCAUGUUCACCAUGUGCAUGAGGCAGAUAGAGGAGGAGCGGGCGAGGCAGCAAAAUGAGCAGUGCCGGGGCGAGAGUCAGAACCGGGAACAGAGUGAAGACCACCAGAAGAGCCAGAACCGCACCCGAUUGUCCCCACAGGAUUUCAUACUGCCGCCGUCGGAAGACGCCGGAUCAGCCAUCCCAAUUGCAGAGGCGCAAUCGACGUCGCAGCCUGCCACCGGCCAUGGCCAUCAUUCCCGCGCAAUCGCGCCUGACCAGAUCUAUCAGGGCGGAGUGAAGGACGAUUCGGAGUCGGAGGACAGUGACGACGAGGAUGGCGGUGUGGCGCUCUCCGAGGUGGAAACUUGA